This is a messenger RNA of Thlaspi arvense, 1077 nucleotides long. Lineage: Eukaryota; Viridiplantae; Streptophyta; Magnoliopsida; Brassicales; Brassicaceae. The record is from the annotation of a GenBank genome assembly.
AUGCCGUCGCCACCGACGACGACUUCUCUCUCGGUGACGCAAACCAUAAACGGAUCGCACAGCUUCACAAUCAAGGGGUACUCUCUGGCGAAAGGAAUCGGGAUCGGGAAACACAUCGCCAGCGACACUUUCACCGUCGGCGGUUACCAGUGGGCUAUCUAUUUCUAUCCCGACGGCAAGAACCCGGAGGAUGGCUCCGCCUACGUCUCCGUCUUCAUUGCCUUGGCUAGCGACGGCACCGAUGUUCGGGCUCUCUUCGAGCUCUCCCUGCUUGAUCAGAGCGGGAAAGGGAAGCACAAGGUCCAUAGCCACUUCGAUCGUGCUCUUGAGAGCGGUCCUUAUACCCUCAAGUAUCGCGGGAGCAUGUGGCUGGUCUUGUCUGCUCGAUCUCCUGUCUUUGAAAGCGAGUUUCUUGAUGUUACCGGAGAAGAAGAUCGUGAUAUCGAAGUCACUGACAUGGAACCUAAGGUUUUCAAGGCUUUGCUCCAUUACAUAUACAAGGAUGCUCUCAUCGAAGAUGCAGAGUCAUCAUCGUCUUCCGGUUCAUCUCUUGGUCCAUCAGCAGCAGACACAUUAGCUGCAAAGCUGCUAGGAGCCGCUGAUAAAUACAAAUUGCCUAGGCUCAGUUUAAUGUGCGAGUCAGUGCUCUGUAAGGAUAUAUCAGUAGAUUCCGUCGCAAACAUCUUAGCCCUCGCUGACCGCUACAAUGCUUCAGCCUUGAAAUCCGUUUGUCUGAAAUUCGCAGCGGAAAAUCUGAUAGCUGUAAUGAGGUCAGAUGGGUUUGACUAUCUAAGGGAACACUGUCCGUCACUUCAGUCUGAGCUUCUGAAAACAGUUGCGGGAUGCGAAGAGGAGAUAAGCGGAGGAGGAGGGAAGACGAGAAGCGUGUGGGGUCAAUUCUCAGACGGUGGACCUGAGACGAACGAGAGAAGCGUAAGGCAACAACAGGCUUGGGGAGAGAUCAAUGGAGGCGGAUCAGAGAGAAGCCAGAGUGUUUGGGUUCAAGUCGUUAACGCUAAUGCAAGCGGUAGAAACAAUAAUGACAAUAACAGUGAUGACCCCAUGGCUGAAGAUUGA